GACACAUACACAAUCAAAUCGUACAUUCAAAAUGGCUUACUGCCGCAAAUAACAAAAACGAAUGAAAAUUAUGAAAUUAUUCCAAGUAAAAGCGCGUGUAGAUGAGAAUUUUAUUUCAAUCAGUGAUUAAGUCUAUCGGAUAGUUGGCUGCUGCAGCAAUAAUCAGAUAAACAAAGUGUAGAAGAUAUCCAAAACAAAAAGAAUCGUCAUGUCGGACAGUGAAAGUGAUUCCGAAGGUGAAAAGAUACGACGAACGAAACGAAAAGUUGUUGUCAAAUUCGAAUUUGAUGAUUCUCAGUCCAGUCAAUCGGACAGCGAUGCAUCAAUGCAACCGGCUAGGCCAACACGACGUCGUCGUAAGUUACCGAGCAGUGAGGAAGAAAUGGAACCAGAACCAUCCGAAUCGAAUGAUGUCCCACCGAGCCGCAGUGGAACCACCACCACACAAAAUAGUCGAACAUUUUAUGAUGUUGGCGACGAGAGUUCCGAUUCGUCUUGGUGUCCAGAGGCAGCUGGACCGAGUAGUCGUCCGAAUGCUAGGAAUAUGCCGCCGAAAGUUUCGACACAAUGCGAAAUGGAACCGGACAAAGAUGAGCAGUCAGACACCAGCAGUGAUGACGCAAGUAAUGACAAAUGUCCGAUUUGCUUGCAUAGCUUUCGCGAACAAGAAAUUGGAAUGCCAAAUAUUUGCGAACAUUCAUUUUGUGCGCCGUGCAUUGAGGAAUGGUCGAAAAAUGUACAGACCUGUCCCAUCGAUCGGAAAGAAUUCUCUUACAUAAUCGUUCGAGACCGAUACGAAAACGGGAAAAUUGUUCGGGAAAUAAAGGUGGUGGCACAGUCGACCACCCUGACAGUGGAUGACGAUGAUAACGAUAUGACAUUGUGUGAAAUAUGCGGUCGUGGCGAUCGCGAAGACAGAAUGCUACUGUGCGACGAUUGUAAUCUUGGAUAUCACAUGGAUUGUUUGAAUCCGCCGCUGACGGAUGUGCCAACCGGUUCGUGGUAUUGUGACAAUUGUUUUGCAUCGGAACAAUCGUCGGGCGAAGAUGAUAUCCAUCAAUUGAUUGAGGAGCUUGAAACAGAAAUUGGAAUACCUGAGACACGGCUUCGAGUUCGUAGGGUUGACGACCAGCCGCGCAUUACUCGCACCAGACAGAGUGAACGAAUUCGUGCAUCAAUUAUCAGUCGAAUCGCUCCGUCGAGGCGACAUGCUCCCGUUAAUCAAGAAGAAUCACCUCUGGGUAUGACAUUGCCAGGGCCGUCGAGAAUCAGAACAACAACAACCACAACGACGACAACUACAACGAGUACAUCCAGACGCUUAACUGGAAGGCGCAAGAAACGAAGAAAACGUAAACGUCGAACGUAUGUGGUCGAAUACGACGUGAACAAUUUCGACGAGAAAUUCUCAAUCAAAACAACAAAGAAAGUGGUGAAAAGGCGAAGGAGAAGAGUCACAACAAAGCCGAAAAUUCGUACGCUGAAAAGGAAACGUGCGGCUGGUAACCGAUGUGCUCGCUCAACCAAUCGUGCUGCCUCUAAUCUUGAGGCGACAGCAUCGUCAACCAAAUCUGGCGUAGAAAGGCCAAUCGAUGCUGUGUUCCCAAAACUGCAUCUGUUCGGAAAUGACAAUGCUUUGGAAUACUUCUCCGGCGACGAUGAAUCGGAUAAUGAAUUUGAAGAACAUUCUGGUCAUGGCCUAAGCGGUGCCGGUGGUACUUCGCUGCUGGCAACAGCUUUAACACGAACACGAAUCGUUGGAAAUUCGUCAUUAAGGCGAAGAAAACGAAUUGUGUCGGCGUUGGAUGCGAAUCCAGCUAGUGCCGAUUCGAUAAACAUUCUGUCCACCAUUAUGGAUACAAUGGAUCGGUUGAAUCCAGUGGUUAGGCCGAACGAAUCGAUUAAGAAAGACGAAGAUUUGAAAAAGAAAAUCGAAAAGCACGACAAAAAGCAGCCAGACGCUGACGAUGCAACCAAUUCCGAUGUGUUACAUGCACCAAUGUAUCCCGGUGGUGGAUCGUCGGGCGGAUACAAUAACAAUCGGUUCCAGAAUAAUGAUCAAUCGUUUCGUAAUACGUCUCGAAACAGUGGCGGUACAAGCAAUAACACAUCAAAUACGUCGAGCAGUAACAGUAGCAGCAGUAGUAGUGGUGGAACUUCGAUGAGCUUUAGCAUAUUCGGUCCCAGACCAACGUUUCCAGCUUCUGGCCCAGUAGGAAACAAUUGCGGAAACACGGGACCUGCAACAAAUAAUUUUCCCUCCCGAUUUCCAGCUACACCACCAAACCGAACGCCACGUCCGCAAUUUAGACCGAGAACUGCAUUCAAUCAGACACCUCCUCCGCAACGAUUCAGUCCAAGAAAUUUCAACAAUCGUUUUCUACGACCGAAUGAUUCACCAAAUAUUGAAGUGGCACAGCAAGGACUCUACGACGACGUUGAAAUGCCUUCAAAUUCACAAGACAUACGCGUUCCGAAUUCACAGCCACCGCAAACACCAUCACUAUUGGAUAUGCGAAUCCCGAAUCCGAACUCAAACAUCAUGGACAUUCCGGAUAUGAGAACGCCUCCGCAACAUACACCUCAACGCGAUUUUCAAUUAAAUCAUCGAAUGAAUGCACCGCCACCACAUUUACCAUCGCCAAUGAACAUGCAACAGCACCACAUGAGUCCCAUAACUAGACCUCCAAUGCAACAACAACAACAACAAACAUUUGUCAAUACAAUGCACGAGCUUCCCCCUCCGCAAUCACAGAGAAUGCAACAUUUACCACCUCCGCCACGACCAUCAAUGGGAUCAGCAAUGUGUAUGCAAACGCCACCUCCACCAAUUCCUCCCAUAAUGCUACACACACCGACGCACAUGAUGCCACCGCCGAUAAUACCACAAAUGCCAUUUAACAAUUCGCCAAUGUUUGGUCCUGAUGUUCAAAAUCCGAUACAAGUCUUAGGUUGCAUGCCACCGCCGAAAAAUUUCAAUGCCAACCAAUCGUUUAACAAUUUUAACCAAAACAACGAAAAUCAACACGAAACUAGCGUCGACACCGACGAAAACGUUUGCCAAUCGAAUCUGAUACCGAUCGCUGCCGAGGAUAUUCCAUUGCCAGUCGGCAACGAAUGUCAUGCGACAUCGCAGAACUCUACACUACGGGGCUUGGCUGAGUACAGUGGCAGUGAAGACGAAGAUGAUUGUCCGAAUCUAUUGGUUUAUUCGGCUGAAUCACUAAAUAUGGCUAAGCAACCGGAUUCCAUGGACGAACCACUAGUUUUUGGCCCAAUUAAUCGACCGUCUAAUGAACAUGAAAUGGAGCGGGAUGAGGACUUGGUACAAAUGGAUGAUGAUGAUGAUGAGGUGGAAGAGGAAGAUGAAGACGAGCAGGCUGAUGCUAAUGCCGAAAAGGUUAGUUCACAGAAUGACGACAAAGAUGAGUCGAAAGUGACAGCAUCGUCGGGUAAAAAGAAUGUUUUGGAAUUGUAUGAUGACAGUGACUGGGAAGAGUACAAUGUGAAAAAUGAUGAAGACAAAUCCAAGGCUGAUUCGAAUGACAAAACGGAUGAAAACCCGGACAACAGUAAUGUGGAACAGGCUGACGAGCGAAGUUACACUCCUUGUUUGGAUGAACAAUUUCAAUUAUCUGGCGAAGGCGACAAAAUCAAAGAAACAAACGAAGACUUAGAUGAUGAUGAUGAUGAUGAUGAUGAAGCUGACAAAAGUUCAAUGGUGGGCGAUGACGAUAAAGAUAGAAAUGAUGGCAACGAUUCGCAAAGAAGAAAUAGUGUGAGCGGAAUUGCAGGUAUGGAAACUGAACUGAUAUCUGAUGAUGACGAUGAGGAUAUUUUGAGUAAAGGGCAAAAUGGAGCCGAUGAAGGAGCAAAGGGCGGCUCGAGUCGAAAUGCUAAGAAAACGGCCGAUAAAAAGAAAGACACAAAGUCCAAUGAAGAUGGAAAGGAAAAGAAUCGUCGAAAGAAGGAUGACAGUUUCAAGAAAAUCAGUCGAAGCAACAAAGAUCGAAACUAUCGAGACAAAAAGUUUGAUGCGAAACGACGAACUAGAAGAAACCGUUCCCGUAGCAGGUCUAGAUCCAGAUCGAGAUCUCGAUCGAAUAAUAAGGAAAACAGACGAUUCUACAAACGGGACAAAUUCAGGCGUCGUGACAACAAACGGAAGGACAUCGAACGUUAUGAUGUGCGUCAUGUUAUUGCUGAACGCCAACCGCGCACCUUCAAAGACAAGUACGGCAGAGAUACAUCGCGGCCACCCAGAUCCAGAUCUCCGAGUCUUACACGUAGCCGAAAGCGAACGAAAUCACCCAGCCGCACUCGUCGAAGUCGCAGUAUUUUAAGUAUAUCACCGCGUCGACGUUCUCCGUCUCGUAGAAGAUCACUUUCCCGUGUGAGAUCAAUUUCUCGUGGACGAAGACGUUCACUAUCUCGACCAGUUCGACGAAUUUCACAUACUCCUCCGCCAGCGUUACGCCGGCGAACUCGUACACCUAUCAGAUCACGUUCGAGAUCCCGACAGUUGAAUGGUAGACAAAUGAGAUCUAAUUCGAUGUCACCACGACAAUUCAAUCGGCCUGUGAGUCGUCCACCAAGUGCAUCGCCGGUGAGGAGUAAAGUUCGUACAAAGAAUCGUCGAAAAGAUGGUGAGAAGAAAGCGGUCAAACGAAAGGCGAAGAAACGCUUGAAAUGUCCAGAGCCCACGAAGAAAGCGGCAACGAUGGUUGCAAUGACCUCAGUUAGAUCGAGAUCUAAAUCCUGGGAUAAUGCUAUUCGACUGUCACCGUGGUCACGUAGUCCAACGCCAUUGAGAAUUGAUGAACCGACUAAUGACCAUUCAUGGACACCUCCGAUUGUAGCGGCAGAGGCCGAGAAUCUUACCGUCAUUUUGAAGAACAAAGACGCUAAACGAAAGAAAGAGAAGAAAAAACGCACGGAGAAGAGGCGAGAAGUACUACAGAAGCGAGAACGAAGAAAGCUGAGAAAUGAAAAACCGGCCCCAUCCAAGGAGGUCUUUGCCUCUGGUGAUAACAUUCUUGUAAGCGUUAGCUUUAACAAGGAAGCGAACAAGGCUCCCCAAACGACUAUUGUCACUCUUCCGCCCACAAAGGAGCAAAUUUUGCCCAAAAAACCAACCGAACGGGAUACAGUCACCAAACGAUCCAGGCGCGGUCCUAGAAAACACAAAAAAAUCACAGCGAAGCCAGUAGCUAUUAUUGAUUUGGACCGUUCUCCGUUCAAAGAAAUAACUCCGUCACCAAAAGCAGUUAUUGUCUUGAGUGACAGCGAUCAUGAGGAUAACAAUAACACCGACAAACAAGACCGACCGACAGUACCGGUAUCAGACAAUGAAGUAUCAAGCAGCAAUAUGGGCAACAGAGGCAUGGACACACAGAGUGAACAGAUAUCUCAACCACAGUCGCCGACAAUGGACGACCUUAGUUUUGAAAACACAACUCUAGGGCCGAAGACGCCACCGGAACCCUCGUCAAUUGUUAAAUUUUCACUUCCAAUCAAAAUGAAAAAUAAAUUGCGCGUGGUAAACAAUCCGCUGCACGAGAUCCAUGACGAUGAGACGUCAAACGAUAAGCAAAAUGAGGAAUCAACAUUGAACGCCAGUGAUUCGUCCCAACAACAGAACAAAGUUGGUCCAAAUACUCCACCCGAAUCAGCCUGUUCACCGGAUGCUUACGAUCCGUUCGAACCAACGAAAUCGCCAUCUCAAUCACCAGAAAAUCGGAGCGAUAACUGUGAUAGUUCACCGAAUGACAUGGAUGAUUCUCACACGAACAAGUCGGACAUUUCAACAAAUCAGGAUGAUAAACUGCAGCAGCAGCAACAGCUAUUUAAUUUUCAGCAACAGCAACAACAGCAAGAGAAAUCUGUCAAGCCUGUCGACCUAACGAUCGCAUUGAUCAAUUCAAAGGCAUCCAUGGACGCUGCACAUUCAUUGCUAUCAAGCACUUUAGAAGGCGGUGUCAAUGAAAGUGAAAUUAUCGACGAUGACGUACAAAUUCUGUCGCCCAAUGACGAAAGCGACGAUAUUCCGAAACCACAAACAAUCAAUGUGAUAAGCAACGUACUUUUAUCACAUCCAAAAGACUCAAUCCGACAACGGUCUGGCGGCUUAGCCUUGCCAACGUUCACUAGUUCAGCAAUUAGUCCAGCUAAAACCACUGCAUCGACGUCCACACCAAAACAAUCUCCGAUGAAACCGAAAUUCAGCAGCGCCAGUCUGAUUACCAAACUACCACUUCCGAAACCAUCGAAACCAAUCGUUGCUGCUAACAGACAUAACGGAGGAAACGAUGAAAAUAUGGAUUGCGAUCCGUCGCCGUAUUCGCCCGACUCAAGCGAUUACGAUGAUUUGUUUGAACCGCCAAACGCUUCACCUCCACCGUCACAUCAAAAGAAAAACAAAGCCGGUAAGAAUAGCGGUGGAAAGACUGAAGUAUUCGAAGACUUGUUUGGCAGUACGUCACCUGUUCCACAAAAAUUAUCGAGCGGACGCAGCAAGAAACAACGGUCGAAGAAGUCAAGUAUUAAAGAAUGGUUAUCCGAUAGUAAGAAAACCGCCGGUUCGGCUUUUGCCAAAAUGACUGACGAUCAAAUUCGCAUUUUGGACGAUCUACCCAGUUCUGCAGUGGACUUACAAGUUAAGGAUAAAUUUUUGCGCAAAAUUCACCGCCAAGAGCGUGUGGUUGAAGAGGUUAAAUUGGUACUGAAGCCGCACUACAACAAGAAACACAUUACAAAGGAUGAUUACAAAGAUAUUCUAAGACGUGCCGUGCCAAAGAUUUGCCACAAUCGAACCGGAGAAAUAAAUCCGAAAAAGAUUCACGCUCUCAUCGAGGCUUAUGUGAAAAAGUUCAGACAUCGCAGAAAAUCCACAUCCACCAACGUAAAGUAGACACAGGCAGACCGGUUGAGUGUUUUAAUAUUUUUUUAAAUUGAAAUGAGACAGCCGAAAAUUGAAACAGUUUACAUUGUACAUCCUACUAUACACAGCUGUGCGUAUUUCUUUUUUAGAAAGAAUGCGACGGUUCUGUAAAUGUAAAUAAAAUAUCCUUUGCGUAAGUGUAGAAUUUACUGAAAACAAAAUGGAAAAACAAAAAAAAUUGUUAGAACUAAAGAGCUAAUUUGUGCAAAAUAAUCAACCCAACACAAUCUCCCUUUUUAAAUUAUUAUUCAAACAUUCAUACACUAUAAAUACAAUUUAAGCUUAACGGAUUACAACUAACCGGAGAUGAGAAUGUGAAGUUGAUUUUUUUAAGUAAAUUAAACAAAAAAAAAAACAAAAAAAAUUUCUGUUCUCGUUGUGAAGUUUGAAGAGCAUUAGAAUUUACAGAUUGUAACACAAAGCAGUUUGUCAUUCAAACUUUUUUUUUCGUGUAAUCUUCACCACAAUAUUUAUGUAGCAAAAUAGGAAACGAGGGAUUCUUAAAUAAAAUUAUUUAAAAAAAA
Messenger RNA from Bradysia coprophila, 7464 nucleotides. RefSeq lists its product as uncharacterized. The record is from RefSeq and is a predicted model, not a curated record. Lineage: Eukaryota; Metazoa; Arthropoda; Insecta; Diptera; Sciaridae.